AUGGAAUUGCCAAAAGUCUUAACAUUGACACUCAUUUUAUCAUUUUAUAUAUCAAAUCAAAUUUUAAUUGGGGUUGGGAUGAGAGAAGAGAGACAUAGUAGAACAGAAGUUAGAAAGAUAGAGGCAUGUCAGUUACCUGCCAAGAGAGAGAGAGAGAGAGAGAGAGAGAGAGAGAAAGAACCAUCAGGAAAGGCUAGGGAGGACCAGAGAAGGUCAGGGAGGAGAAGGGCCAGGGAGGAGCCAGGAAGGGCCAGAGUGGCAGAGAAGCCAGGAAGGGCCAUGAGGGAGAACCAGGGAGGAGGAGGGCCAGGGAGGACCAGGAAGAAGGAGGACCAAGAAGAAGGGCCAGGAAGGAGGGCCAGAAGAGGUGCACAGUUAGAGUGUGGAUGA
Messenger RNA from Suillus subaureus, 390 nucleotides. RefSeq lists its product as uncharacterized. Lineage: Eukaryota; Fungi; Basidiomycota; Agaricomycetes; Boletales; Suillaceae. The transcript has 3 exons. Bases 1 to 390 code for a protein of 129 amino acids. The record is from RefSeq and is a predicted model, not a curated record.